AUGGACUCCAUGUGGCAAGAUGAGCAGUGCUGCCUUGCCAUCUGCCUGGCCGUCAACUGUCCCCAUACCGGACUGACCGACGACACGUGGUACCCACCAUUUGACAAAGUAAAAGAGGACAUCAACAGUAUCUCGGGAGAUCGAUUUAUUGCCUAUGUCAUAAGCUGUCUGUGUGGGCCACUCCAAGGCAAAGAGUUCGUCGUCAAGGUGGCCGCGCUUUUGGCGUGCCUGAAAGUCCGCAAAGCGCACGAACAGCCAGACGAUGGCCCAUCCGGCAACAGGACUAACCUCCUUUUCGAGUUUGAUAAGGCGUUAAACUUUGGUUUUGGCAACCUACCCGUCAUUGUCAAGGUGCUGGAGCAAGUUCUGAUGUUCUCCGCGCGGAUAAUGAAGACUCUUGCGCCCGAAGACGCCAUCCAGCCGGGGCUCCUGCCCGCAAAUCUUCCCGUCUGCGACGACUCAGUGUCGAGGAAGAUGCUUUACAUGUACUGCUUCGCACGGAUAUCGUUUUCAGACACCCACGAGUCAUCGAUGCACCGGACGAGAGCUGUCUUUCAGUUGAACACCGCAGACGCGUCCGAGUUGUUUCUCGACACCCUCAGCGAUGGAGAGCUAGAGUUGGCAGGUCAUUCGAUGUGCGGAAUGGAUGAAGGCCCGUCCGAUGAAGAGUAUGUCAGCUCGUCAGAUGCUGACUCUAGCUUUGUUGGAGGCGUAGACUUGUCAGAGGAAAGCUCGGAGUUUAACACGGACGGAGACGAGGAUGAUGUAGACUAG
This is a messenger RNA of Colletotrichum spaethianum, 774 nucleotides long. RefSeq lists its product as uncharacterized. The transcript is spliced from 2 exons. NCBI's taxonomy places the organism in Eukaryota, Fungi, Ascomycota, Sordariomycetes, Glomerellales, Glomerellaceae. The record is from RefSeq and is a predicted model, not a curated record. The coding region runs from base 1 to 774 and encodes 257 amino acids.